AUGUGUGCGGACGACCACAAUCGCGCGUAUUCUUCAACUCUUACUCUAGUUAGUUGCCCUCUUCAGGAGAAGCAUUUUUUUCGUGAACCUCAUAAAGAAAUCCAAAUCAUAUGGGUUAUCAGACUCACAUCAAUACUCACACCAGAGGUCAUACAUCCGUGAUUCAUUUUCAU
Messenger RNA from Amoebophrya sp. A120, 173 nucleotides. The record is from the annotation of a GenBank genome assembly. NCBI's taxonomy places the organism in Eukaryota, Dinophyceae, Syndiniales, Amoebophryaceae.